Molecule: messenger RNA, 2256 nt
Organism: Thyridium curvatum
Lineage: Eukaryota; Fungi; Ascomycota; Sordariomycetes; Thyridiales; Thyridiaceae
Exons: 3
Coding region: 1-2256 (751 amino acids)
Molecular function (GO): UDP-glycosyltransferase activity
Source: RefSeq, a predicted model, not a curated record
AUGGACAGGCCGCGCCGGCUCCUGCUGCUGACCAACUCCGAGUUGGGAGCCGCAAACAUCUUCCUCGCCGCCAUCCACGAGCUCAUGCAGCUCGACCCGCAGCUCGAGAUCCACGUCGUCUCAUUCGCCAACAUCGCCAAGGUCUACCACAGCGCCGUCGACUACGCCGCCAAGGCCGCGCCGCACGCACGGCCUCCCGUCUUCCACCAGCUAGAGGGCCGGAGUCUGUCGCAGGUGCUCGUGGCGCGCAACCCGCGCUUCUGGGACGUCAUGUCCAACCGGCUCGGCGGCCUCAACCCCUUCACCAUCGCCGCCACGGCCAGGGCCACGAGCGGCAUCUUCAUACCCUGGGACGCCGCCGACUUUGUCGCAAUCUACCGCCAGCUGGAGGCCAUCCUCAAGGAGGUCCGGCCCGACUUCACGGUGCUGGACCCCUGCUUCGCGCCCGGGUGGACGCUCUGCGAGCGCGAGAAGCUCGACUACGUCCUGUUCAUGCCCAACACCGUCAAGGAGCUCUCCGUCGGCUCCCAGCCCCGCGGCCAGGCGCUGUGGAAGUAUCCCACCAUGGGCACCGGCUUCCGCUUCCCUGUGCCCUGGUACCAGAUCCCGCUCAACAUCUACUGCGGCCUCGCCUUCUUCAUCGCCCUCAUCACGGACCCCCGCGCCGCCAGAGUCGCCAAGGAGGUCCAGGAGGAGCUGGGCUUCAAGAUCACGACCAUGAAGGAGGGCGGUGUGCUGCAGGUGCCGCAGGUGCCCGUCAUCCUCGGCUGCCGGCAGGAGCUGGACUUCCCCAUGGCGGUCGUGCCCGACUUCCUCCGGCCGUGCGGUCCGAUCGUGCGGCCCGGCCCCGCGAUAGGAGAGACGGACCCGGUGCUGGAGAAGUGGCUGGCGCGGGGCCGCACCGUGUACAUCAACAUGGGCACUCUGAGGAGGUAUGCCGAGGACGAGGCCGUGGAGAUGGCCAAAGCGCUGCGCAUGCUGCUGGACAGGGUGACGCCAUCUGAUGGCUCGCCGCUGCAGAUUCUGUGGAAGCUGAAGAAAGAGGGUGACUAUAGCGCAAAGGAAGGAUCGAAGCUGUACUCAAUACUGCAGCGCGAGGUUGACGAGUACCGGGUCCGGAUCGCAGACUGGCUCGAGGCAGAACCCAGCGCGAUCCUCGAAUCGGGCCAUGUGGUCUGCUCGGUGAAUCACGGAGGGGCUAGCUCGUGGUAUGAGGCCCUAUGUGCCGGUGUCCCUCAGGUAAUCCUCCCCGUCUGGUCCGACACCUACGAGGCUCCCCGCCGUGCAGAGCUACUCGGAGUGGGCUGCUGGGGCAACCCUACUUCAGCGCCCAAGUGUGCGGCCGUCGAGGUCGGUCCGGCGCUGAUCGAUGUGGUCCUUGGCCCCAAGGCGGCGCAGAUGCGAGCCAGGGCCAGGGAAGUGGCCGCCAUAUGUGUACGUGGUGGGCUCGGCAGGACCAAGGCAGCCAAGGAGAUCUUGAAGUUCAUCUCUGCAAAGACCUCUUCAUCGAACGCUGUCAACCUCACCAUGGAAUCUGUUGAGAAGGACGCGCUCCCCGCCACUACGGAGACUACGAAGGACCAUGACCUUGCCAAUUCAAAUCUAUCCGAUAGCAGGGCACUUGAGACUAUUCGAGAGAGAUACAGAUCCCUCCCUGAAGAGCAUGAAGGCAUGCCGAUCCCCCCAGUCACCCGGUACUUCCUCGCAAUCCACGGCUUCGAAGGAACCGGCGCGCCCAACGUGAUCAAAUGCCCGUGCUGCGGUAAAGAGCCGAGACAGCGCUCCCUCGCCGAUCCGAACCCCAGCCGGAGGAAUUACUUCCAAUUCCAUUGGGCAAGGUGCCCUCGAAAACGGAGCAGCUGCAGCUGUGAAGUCUGUGGUAUCGGGACUUCUUCCCGUGUGGAUUGGCGCCUGCAUCACCUGCGAGCACACUUUCCAGGCUUUGAGAACGAGGAGGGCAGGGGGCACGCUCGCGACAAGUCACCUCCGAUCGUACAAUACAAUCCUUGCGGCGCCGAGGAAGUGGUCAUCGCUGCUGUCUUUGACGCGGAGGAAGAACCGGGUUGCAUGUGUGUCGUGGAGACCAGCAAUACCAUCCCUCGGGACGAUCACGAUCGGCUCACGGCCAAUGGCGUAAUGAACAUCAUCGUCAAUGAGAUACAGCAAGGAGCGCCAGAGCCUGUUUACGUCAGCAUUGUGGCUUGCAUGGAGGCGCACGAGUAUCGCACGUUGUUAUCGUUUGUUGAGGGGAUCUAG